Messenger RNA from Conger conger (European conger), 4623 nucleotides. It is a transcript of the gene matr3l1.1, whose product is annotated as matrin 3-like 1.1. Gene Ontology annotation, molecular function: RNA binding; zinc ion binding. Gene Ontology annotation, cellular component: cortical microtubule. The transcript has 19 exons. The record is from RefSeq and is a predicted model, not a curated record. Lineage: Eukaryota; Metazoa; Chordata; Actinopteri; Anguilliformes; Congridae. Gene Ontology annotation, biological process: cortical microtubule organization. The coding region runs from base 259 to 4191 and encodes 1310 amino acids.
GGAAGGACGACAGGACUUCUGAGGCCUCUUGAACUUAUUCACGGAGCUGGAGAAUUUGGAGGUUGCCCUGCUAAGAUAUUGCUUGCUGUUUACUUGUGUUUUACGACUUGUUGCAUUUUCUGAGGAGGAAUCAGAAAUCAGAGUAGUUCUAUUUCAGAGUUCUUGAAUUGCUGACUCGAGGAAGGAUUUUCUCUUCCCACACUACUCAUCUCUCCAUUGGAAGCAUUACCUUUAUCUCUGGUACAUUUCCUAUCCAGCAUGUCUCAUAAUAAUCCAUAUAGCAGGUCUACAACAGAUCUUAGUUCACAUCAAGGAGCCUUUUAUACAUCAGGCCAUCUACACCAUGAAGAGCAUGACAUCUAUCGAACCUCUCUCCAGCCAUCUCCUCAGUCAACAUCCGUUUUCACAACCCCAAAGAGUGCCCUGGAGUCUUAUUCCUCCCAAAGUACUACAACCUCUGAAAGCGCUUUGAGUCUUCUCUCCAGCUGUGGGCUUGAGCCUGCAGAUCUUUCUAUCCUAGCAGGUAUGCCUGAAAAUAUGAUCACAGAGGAGACGCUCCCCCGUCUGCUCAUGGAGAUCAGGCAGAAGAAGGCCCUCCGAGACCACAGCCAUUCAUCCAGCCCUCACCGCAGCACAUGCCAUCAGCCUCUCCAGCCUUCCUCAGACAAAUGGGAGAAUUCCGUUCGUGCUUUCCUUGCAGAAUAUCCGGCAAACCCUCCCCAACGUCCUUCAUACCCAUCACUCCCAACCCCACAUACCUCAUACCCGCUUCCCAGGGAGGAGACUGACAGCUGGAAAGAUCGCUGGGGGAACCCCAGGCAAACUGGUGCCGUCAGGCAGGAGAAACCCAGCUCCACCUAUGUUGUGGACUAUAACUACGGCCGGCUACAAGAGGGGGAUUCACGACGCCUUGAGAGACCAGCUUAUAGUGCGAGAGCUGUAGGCAUCGGAGAGCGACCCCAUUUGCAAUCUUCGUCUGAUUACCGGCAGUUGAACCCAGGCAAAGCGCCAGCAGCAACAUAUCAAAAGAAGCAAAUCCUUCCCUUGGCUACUGCAGUUCACUCGACUCCAACAGCAAGAGAAGCAGAUGAUUUCCAUGGUGCUGCACCCCAAACCUUUCCUUACGCAUGUAUACUCUGUGACAUUGCAGUUCUUUCUGAAAAGGACUGGACCUUACACAUAAAUGGGGCUCAACAUGCAGACAGCCAGCUUGCUAUGUUACAAAUGUAUCCUGAUUGGGACUGUCGGACUAGAUCAGCUAGACAGAGUGACUCCAGUUCAGAGAAAGGCAGGAAAGAAAAAAACACUGGAGGAAGUAGGCAUGGAGCUACGCAACACUAUGGGGUUACACCAAGCUGUGAAGGGAAAAGCAGUCCUGCCGGAGAGAAGGCUGCCGGAAGAGUGGUUUGUGCUAAAUAUGCAGCUAAUUCUAUGAAUGAGCGCUCCUUGAGGAGGCUGGUUAACCAAGUUGGGACAGCAGUGAAUGUUAUGAUGUUCCCUGUACAGGGUUUCAUUGAGAUGAGUACACCAGAUGAAGCAGAUGCUGUUAUAAAAUAUUUCAACAGGAACCCAGUUGUAGUUGAAGGGAGCCAUGUCCAAUUUUCUAUGUCUGCUACAUAUAAUUUUCUCCAGAAUUCCCCGGUGGUGAUUUUUUCCUUGUUGCCCCCUGGAAAUGCGGUGUACGCUGAGAUGAUGGGCAUUGCUAAACUAUUUGGACCUGUUAAACACUCCUUAUUUUUUCCGAAUCAGGUGCUCGUGGAAAUGGGAUCCAGAGAAGAUGCUGGAAAGUUGGUUCAAUAUUACACCUCCCACCCCCUUAAAAUGAGUGGCAAAAUUAUCCAAGUAUCCCACUCUACAGAGUACAGCACACUGAAAUUUGCAGUAAGUGACAAACAUGCUGAAGAUGGAGAGGCCAGCAGACACAGCGGCCAGUUGUAUAGGUCCCAGACUAGAUCAUCUCCUAGCCCUAGGAGGAGGUCUCCCAUUCCAAGGAGGUCUCCCAAUAUGAGGAAGAGAUAUCCCAGCCCCAGGAGUAGGUCUCCCAGCCAAAAGAGGAGGUCUCCAAGCCCAAGGAGGAGGUCUUACAGUCCGAGAAGGACGUCUCCCAACACCAGGAAGAGGUCAUACAGUCCAAGAGGGACGUCUCCCAACACCAGGAGGCGAUCUCCCAUUCAAAUGAAAAGGUCUCUUGGAAACAGGAGGAGGUCUCGUAGUCCAAGGAGGAAGUCCAGGGAGAAAUGUGAUGUUGCCCCCAAGGUAGAGGACAAAGCUUCAGUGGAGGAAACAAGGUCUUCCAGCAGGCAUAGGAAUCAGUCCUCUCGAAGGUCCACAUCCCAUACCAGGGAGGACAAGAGCAACUCCAUUAGACAUUCUGUUGAGAAAACAGUUAAUACUGAGAAGGCAGUGGUCAAAGGAGUAUUGACAGAGACUCCAGACCUGGGGAGCAGCCAAGAGCCGUCAUGCAUUAAUCCUCAGGAGAGUGUGCCUAGCCCGAAGGAACACCCCAAAGAUCAUGGUACUGCCCAGAAAAUGCAAGACCAAACUGAGGACUGCGAGGGAGGGAAUUACAGCGACAUGGACAGUGACAUAGAAGGAAUGGCAGUGAUUGGAGAGGAUGAGGAGAUGAGGUCAGAAGCAGGCUCUAUGGAAUCCCUGGAGGAAAUGGAAGAACAUGUGAGUGAUGAAGCUGGAAAAGAGAGGACUUUAGCAGAUGAUUUAUCUAUUUGUCCUUCAGAGGCUGCUGAAGCUAGUGAAAAAGAAAAACAAGUGGAAACAGUCAAGGCAGUGCAGGUGGAGAAACAAGAGGAAGGCCAGCAUGAGCUAGGGGAACCUAAUGAGGCAUAUGAAGAGGAUGAACCUGAUUUCCCUGAAAGCUUGGAGAACUGUAUUACUCUAGAUGAGCUUGAAGAUGAUGAUAAUGAGGGGCAGACACUUUCAUCACGAGGCAACUUCGAUCAGAGAUCCAUGGAGGAAGAACAGGAACAUGGAAGAGUUAUCUACAUCCAAAAUCUUCCAUUUAGCUAUUACACUGAUAAAGAGUUUGUGGAGCUUGGCAAGAAGUAUGGAAAAGUGAAUCGUUAUUUCUUGAUCCGUCGUCGUCAAGAGGGCUUCAUUGAAAUGGAGAGAUCUGCCGAUGCCCUGAGAGCUGUAAGGGAGCUAUCAAGAAAGUGUGUGGCAAUGGAUCGCAAUAUUUUGGUUAUUCAUCUGUCGCGGAAAUACAAAAGAUUGACAUGUGGGUGGAAGCCUGAAUCAGACUCAGAAGAUGACAGUGAGCAGAGGAAAUGUCGAAGGGAAAGGAGGAGGAGGGAGCGAGAAAGAACCAAAUCCAGCAAGGAGGAAGAGCCCCCAGCUAAGAUCUGCAUCAGGGAAGAGAAGACCGCCCAAGCAGAGGCCAACAGCAGCACCAAAGAGGAGGAGAAGGCUGCCACAGAGGAACCCAGCAGCAAUGGGGGGCAGCAGCAGGAAGAAGAAGAAAAGGGUGCUUCUGAGACACCUUGUAAACAGGAAGAGUUGGCAGGGAAGAAAGAAAAUGAAGAUGUGAAUAUUAGCCUGCCCUCCAACAGUGUGAAUACCCAGGAAAAGGCUGAUACAGAGGAACCCAGCAGCAACGGGGAGCCGCAGCAGGAAGAAGAAGAAAUGGGUGCUUCGGAGACACCUUGUGAACAGGAAGAGUUAGCGGGAAAGACAGAAAAUGAAGAUGUGAAUAUUAGCCUGCCCUCCAACAGCGUAGAUACCCAGGAAAAGGCUGGUACAGAGGAUCCCAGCAGUAAUGAGAAGCAGCACCAAGAAGAAGAAAUGGGUGCUUCUGAGACAUCUUGUGAGCAAGAAAAGUUAGCAGUGAAAACAGAAAAUGAAGAUGUGCAGCUCAGCCAGCCCUCUGACAGCAUGGACACACAGAAGACAGACACAGAGGGGGAGACCAGUGAUGAAAAUUCAGAUGGAAUCAAACAGGUCUGUGUUCAGGAGGGGAAAGUGGAAAUGAUAACAGAGCCCACUCAUGUCCCUGUGGGGCCCUACCUGCCCAACAACCCCAUGGGAAGGGAGUUUGUCAGUCAGAAAAUUGGAUACUUCUGCCGCCUAUGCAAUGCCAUCUAUGUCACCGAAGACGAAGCAAGGAAUGAACAUUGCUCCAGCCUCUCUCACUAUGAGAAACUGAAGGCGUACUUGGAGCAAAACGGCAAUCCUAAUUGACAUUGAACUGCACAGUGGUUAUUAUAAAAGUCCUAUGACAACUCAUGUGUGGAAACAGCCCUUGAUUAAGUAGUUACAUCAGUGGGACCUGAUGUGCAACAAUCUUCCAAGAAGAAUAGAAUAGCAAGAAAUAUGAUGAGAAUUGGAAAAAAUCCAAACCAGCUGUUAGAGGACAAUGCACCUAGGCUGGGAGGCUGGGUUUUCUGUUCGCCGGGAAGCUCUUGUGCACUCCUGUUGGUCGUAAUAAUUAUUUUUUUUACUAUUGUUACUACAAAUAACAAAAUCUGUUCAGAUUGUUGUUCAGAUUUAGUUUAUUUCAAUAUAAAAUAGUCUACUUUACUGUGUAUGGUUGUUUUGUUGGUAGCCACACAUUUAUUUUUGUUGUGUAUAAUGAAUGUUUAAUCUUCUGUGUAUUAAAGUCAUUGUAGCUGA